Messenger RNA from Cydia amplana, 894 nucleotides. Its product is annotated as basic proline-rich protein-like. The annotation marks the transcript as partial. Gene Ontology annotation, biological process: apoptotic process; regulation of transcription by RNA polymerase II. Gene Ontology annotation, cellular component: nucleus. Lineage: Eukaryota; Metazoa; Arthropoda; Insecta; Lepidoptera; Tortricidae. The transcript is spliced from 6 exons. Gene Ontology annotation, molecular function: RNA polymerase II cis-regulatory region sequence-specific DNA binding; DNA-binding transcription factor activity, RNA polymerase II-specific. The record is from RefSeq and is a predicted model, not a curated record.
UGUUCCGUAUUAUUGCGCUUCGACGGCCGCCCGCAGGAGGCCUACUCGCACGCCUACCAGUUUGUGUGCAAGAAUUCCUGCUCCAGUGGGAUCAAUAGACGGUCUAUUGACAUUAUCUUCACGCUUGAGGAUCAUACGGGCCAGGUGUACGGGCGGCAGACGGUGGGCGCGCGCGUGUGCGCGUGUCCGCGCCGCGAUAAGCACAAGGACGAGAGCGCCGCGCCGCUACAGCCCGCCCCCACCAACAAGCGCCGCGCCAGGGACCCGCCCGCCCCGGCGCCCGCCGGGAAAAAGGUCAAGAUAGAACCCGACGACGUGCUGGUGCUGCCGCCGCCCGCCCCCACCACCAGCAGCAAGCGCCGCGCCAGGGACCCGCCCGCCCCGGCGCCCGCCGGGAAAAAGGUCAAGAUAGAACCCGACGACGUGCUGGUGCUGCCGCCGCCCGCCCCCACCACCAGCAGCAAGCGCCGCGCCAGGGACCCGCCCGCCCCGGCGCCCGCCGGGAAAAAGGUCAAGAUAGAACCCGACGACGUGCUGGUGCUGCCGCCGCCCGCCCCCACCACCAGCAGCAAGCGCCGCGCCAGGGACCCGCCCGCCCCGGCGCCCGCCGGGAAAAAGGUCAAGAUAGAACCCGACGACGUGCUGGUGCUGCCGCCGCCCGCCCCCACCACCAGCAGCAAGCGCCGCGCCAGGGACCCGCCCGCCCCGGCGCCCGCCGGGAAAAAGGUCAAGAUAGAACCCGACGACGUGCUGGUGCUGCCGCCGGUGAGUCACACGGUCAACUCAAGCACAAGGACGAGAGCGCCGCGUUACAGCCCGCCCCCACCACCAGCAGCAAGCGCCGCGCCAGGGACCCGCCCGCCCCGGCGCCCGCCGGGAAAAAGGUCAAGAUAG